Messenger RNA from Hyaloperonospora brassicae, 1365 nucleotides. The record is from the annotation of a GenBank genome assembly. Lineage: Eukaryota; Oomycota; Peronosporomycetes; Peronosporales; Peronosporaceae.
AUGACGACGGCCGAGACGACGACGGGGGCGGGCCAUGUCCGCGUGCUGCAGGAGCGCAUUGAGAGCGUCCGUGAGCAGCUGUGUCAGCUACAGGACCAAGUGGACCGCUACGAUUCCGUGGCAAAAACGCUGACAGAGCUGCCCAAGAAGCUCACGCACAGGGUGAUGGUCCCUAUGGGGAAGCGUGCUAUGGUUCCUGGCAAGAUCGUGCGCUCGAAUGAAGUGCUGGCGCACUUGGGCGACGAGUACUUUGCGUGGCGCUCGACGUCUCAAGCCGUUGAGCUGAUCGAGCGCAAGAAAAAGGAGCAGCAGCAGCAGAUUGAGACGCAAGAAGGAAUUCUGCGGGACCUGAGCAUGAAAGAGACAGACGUAAGUAGUGUCGCGCAGCUGAAAAAGAUGUACGAGGACGAGAACAUUCGUGAAAUACAAGAGACAGAGGAACAGAGUGAAGUGGUACCGGUGCCACGUGCCACAGAAGAAGACAUUUCAAACUACUUUGAAGUAGAAGAGGAAGAGCGAUUGAAACAAGAGCAGACGUCGUGGAACUGGGACGACAUGAUGAAGCGGAUGGAGCGUCUGGAAGCACUCGAGGCUGCUGGCGACAACACGAAUGAGACAACGAAAGAGGACGAGUCAGUGGGAGCUCAGGCAGAUGCGCUGAAAGCCAAAGGAAACGAGGCGUUUGCGCAACGACAAUUGCAGGCAGCGGCUCAGUAUUAUUCGCAAGCUAUCGAGUUGGACCCGACCUCUCAUAUUUUGUUUGGCAACCGUGCUGCAGCAUACCACCGCUUGAAGAAGUAUAAGCUAGCACUCGAAGAUGCUGACGUCGCCGUCUCGUUACAUGAGCCGUGGGUCAAAGGGCAUUAUCGUAGAGCCUGCGCUCUGGCAGCGUUGGAGCAGUUUGAGGAAGCUGCGGAAGCAUUCGAGCGUGCGAUGGAGUUGUGUCCCACGGACGACAAGCUGGAAAAGAAAGCAAAGCAAAUGCGCGAAAUGGCGAACUGCAGAAGAAUUGGUAGUAAGUAUGAGAAUGCUGCUCCGACACCAGAAUCGAAAGUUGAGACGACGAUAAUGACCUCCGAGCCGAGUGCAGCUUCUUCACCGUCACCGAAACCGGCAGUCCCGAUUGGGUCGUCAUCUUCGUUCACGCCUGCCUCUUCCGCAUUUUCGGGCAGUGUCAUGGAGCGCGAGGUCAAGGAGAAUGUGUCGUCAACUGCGACUCCGUCCGUAGUGUCACCAAACCCGCGAUAUUCCCGCUUCAAUGGCACAAACUAUACCGGCCAAACAGUGACGUUGGAGCAAGUGGGCGAAGCUCAACCCGUCAAUCGAGUGUCCCGCUUCAAAGCGGCUCGAGCGGCUCGCGAAUAA